GUCUCGAUCCACGGUAAUAGAGGGUACAACGAAUAUCAGGUCGAAUAUAGUUUGGUGCGCCUCGGCGAUGAUGGACAAGUCUAUAGGUGAGAUGCCCCAGUAAGUCUCUUAAUUUUUUAAGCAGAUCGCCUUACCCUGUUUGUGCUCAAGCGGUUAUUGUGCUUAAGACGGAGCUAUUUUAACACAUGUGUUUGUGUUAUAGUAAAUUUUUUAUGUCUUCAAAUACAACAUUACGAAAUUUGUUACUCAUAUAGUUUUAUAAUACAUAAACGCGAAUUCUAUGAUAUAUUGGAUAAAUUGUUAAUCGCCUUCUUUUCCAAAAUCGACUUAAAGGAAGAGGGAAAGAUGUGUCAGCUGUCAGAUAGCGGGGCGCAGUACUGUUUUGCUUAUAAUAUCAGACCCAAACGCACGUUUCGUGGAAGGAAGCAGUAAACGCCAAUCCAACCGCUCCUGCAUAUAAUUUCAUUGGUCACGUUGACUGGCCGUCCAUCGUAUUAUUUUAUUUUAUUAUGAAGUAAUAGAAAGUGCGCGUGUGUUUGCUCUCACACUUCUGCACUAGGUACACAGUAUCUCCUUUGCAGAGCGCCUUAGCCUGGUCCUCGAUAUUAAUCAUCGUGGUUACGAUAUUUUUCUAUUUAAAAGAUAUCUUAACCUUCAUUCUCAUUGAAUAUUUAUCUUGACCUAGCUCAAUGCUAGCUUACAAUUUAAUUUGUACCAUUAUACAAGCUUAUUCUUCAAAAUCAUACAUGACAGCUCCUCGUCAACACAAAUGUUUACUUGUUGUUGAUUGAUUUGAUUUGAUCUGUUGUUUCGUCUUAGUGUAGUUUAUUAAAAUAAAGGUAAUGAAUAUUUCACAUUAAAGAUUUCGUAGGGAAAGUCUAGCGAAAAAUAUGUUGAUGUAAUACGAACGGACCACCGCCCCGAGGUGUUACGUUAGCGUUGGCCUUUACGGCGUUGUUCAUAUCCAGAGGCAAUCAGAGUCAGGCGAGGCCUAAAGAAUUGCAUAUGAUGUGGUGCUAUACGUUAACAUUAUGGUGGCAGCUGUACCUACAAUACAAUACUCUUAUCUCAUUACUUAAAACUAAUACUGUCCGCUGAGUCACGGUGACGAGUCGAUCGCCACACAAGAAAUAAAGAUAACACAACAGUAUCUAAAUGUAGAGUGGGGACGCGAUGUUAGUGCAGACAACAGUAGCUCGCCGGUUCCGCAACACGCCAGCUGACUGCAACGCAUGCAACAUGGAGGAAUUAAAACGCUUCUCGCGCAAAGAAGUCGCCGAACGAAGUACUAAGCAACAGGUUAUGUUUAUAAUCCAUAACCAGGUGUACGAUGUGACGAAGUUCCUCGACGAUCACCCUGGUGGCCAUGAGGUGCUACUCGACGUCAUCGGCAAGGAUGCGAGCACGGACUUCAUUGACAUCGGUCACAGCAGUGAUGCCAACGACAUAAUGAAGAAGUACCACAUCGGCGAGGUGAUUGACGAAGAUAAGAUGACAUACCAAAAAGCAAAAGCGGCCUGGGUCGACUCUGAGCGAACAGGCGAGUCCGCGAACGACAGCUUCCUCAACUCGUGGAAGUUUCCCGUUGUGCUGGGUUUGCUGAUGACGCUGCUGUACAAAUAUAUAUUCGGGUAGAGUCCAAUUACUGUAUACUAUAAAGACAAUUUCCUUCUCACUAAAACUGUACUCGAUGUCAAAUGUUGUUACAAGUGAGUGAUGCAAAAAUACUUAGUUAAUACGUGUUGCGAUAUUUUUUAUUUAGAACUAAUUUAUUUUAAUUCACUUUGAAUUCUAUACGACUAUUUUUUGAUAUCGUGUUGUAUAAUAAAAUAAAGGACUAAAAUAAUACUUU
Vanessa atalanta (red admiral) is the source of this 1852-nucleotide messenger RNA. Its product is annotated as cytochrome b5-like. The transcript has a single exon. Gene Ontology annotation, cellular component: membrane; intracellular membrane-bounded organelle. Lineage: Eukaryota; Metazoa; Arthropoda; Insecta; Lepidoptera; Nymphalidae. Bases 1174 to 1635 code for a protein of 153 amino acids. Gene Ontology annotation, molecular function: heme binding. The record is from RefSeq and is a predicted model, not a curated record.